CUCCCUCAGCCAAGGCACAGCCCAAGGCACAUGCCAUGCCGUGCUAUGCCUGUUUCGAUUCCCGGACUAACACAUGCACGCUCAUGCACAUGCAAGCGCACCUGGCUGGGCAGCGAGAAAUGCACCACCCCAUACUAUGUAAUUGUUAUGUCACAGGCAGGCGCUUGAAUCUUCAUGUGAGCGACGUGACUGUUGCAGUGCCGUAGUGUUGUAUGCGCGCAGGGCGGGCCCAAUUUCAGGGCAUCUGCAAGGUACCCGUAGCUGAAAAACAAGCGUGCUUUUGUAAGGCAGUUUAUUAGAGUUGGCAGUUGGGGAAUGGAGAAAAACGGUGAGUGAGUAAUAA
Ilyonectria robusta is the source of this 343-nucleotide messenger RNA. RefSeq lists its product as uncharacterized. NCBI's taxonomy places the organism in Eukaryota, Fungi, Ascomycota, Sordariomycetes, Hypocreales, Nectriaceae. The coding region runs from base 36 to 206 and encodes 56 amino acids. The record is from RefSeq and is a predicted model, not a curated record. The transcript has a single exon.